Messenger RNA from Pecten maximus, 3590 nucleotides. RefSeq lists its product as uncharacterized. The transcript is spliced from 22 exons. The record is from RefSeq and is a predicted model, not a curated record. The coding region runs from base 26 to 3580 and encodes 1184 amino acids. Lineage: Eukaryota; Metazoa; Mollusca; Bivalvia; Pectinida; Pectinidae. Gene Ontology annotation, molecular function: protein binding.
CGGGGAUGUAUGUUUCCAUUGUAGAAUGCAUGAUUUGUUGUUGAUCGUGUCCGUGACGAUCGGAAUAUUUUCCACCUACAUCAGCUGUGAAACACGUGUUAAUUUAAUGUCACGCCCCGGUAGAUGCGUCCUUACCGGAAAACAGCUUUUACUGAAUUGUUCUUUACAAGGUGACAACGAAAACAAUGAACAGUUAUUCUUCAAGAAGGGUAAAGCACGUAUACGCAGCUCAGAACGUCUGCAAGUAAGGAAUGAUAAUGUAACAUCGAGUAUAAUCAUCCCGGAAACAAAUAUCCAGGAUCGAGGAACGUACACAUGUUGUAGAAGUCUGUGUUCUGAUGAAACCGAAUUCGAUAGCGGUGUGUUUGAAGUCGGGGAUGUACCUCCCGAUCCACUGUACUUCCACUGUAUCAUCAGCAAUGGCGGUGUACAAUGUUAUUUUUCCAUGUAUGAUUCAUGCGUGGAAUGGACACUGCAAUACCGCAUGUCAGCGGAGGAAGAAGAUCCUUCACGCUGUACCUGUACGAACAGUGUAAGGAAAUCACAACAUUGUGUCGACUUCAAUGACGAAGACAAUAGUUACAGAUUUCUAACGAGAAAGUGUCAGGACAUUCAUGAGAAGGAGAUCCAGACGACUUGCCUACUUGCAGAUGCUAUAAGAGAUGAACGAUACACAAUACAUAUUGAGGGAAGAAGUCCCUAUGGUACAUCCUCUUUCGAUUACAACAUCACCACAAAUAUCACUAUUGAGCAAUUGGGGCCAUUACGGAGAUUCACAGUUAAAUCGACUACAUCUACCACAGCAACACUGACUUGGUAUUUCCCAAAUAACCCUGCAUACUACAAAGCAGGAAUAUCCUGCAAUAUCACAUACAACACGUCACAAAGUGUGACAGAGCUCUGGAAAAAUAGCAAAUAUGUACAGUAUGUGGUAGAGCCUUUGAAGCCUUUCCAAAACUACAUGAUUCAAGUCUUGUGUCGCUUUACCGAAAGCAGAUAUUGGUCUCGAAGUAGUACGGCAAAGUUUUCAACAAAGCAGGACGUUCCAAUGUAUGGACCCCAAGGAACUCCGACAUCAUACUCCAUGUACCUGAGCAAAAACCAAACUUGUACCGUAGCGAUAUAUAUCAAGCCUCCUGCUCCGGAUACAAUCAACGGUAUACUGAAAGGAUAUGAGCUCCAGCUGUUUUCAUCAUCAAAUACCAGCUUGGCACUUCUGACAAAGACGUAUCCAGUAAAAUCAACCCUUAUUAUAGAGAAUAUACAAGGCGAUACCAUGGGCUUAUAUGCGGACAUAUCGUCACUGACUGUUGUUGGAAAGUCACGUGCUAGCCUUCAUUUAAACCUUGAUAUAAAACCCACAGGAAAAGAUUCAUUAAGUGUCGAAAGUGUGACUGUUUCCGAAUUCCCUGAUCAUCAUCAAUUCCUGGUUACAAUCCAACACCUGACUUCGUUAAACAAAACCAUCACAUACAUCUAUCACUGGUGCCAGGUAACCGCACGUGACUACGAUUGCAAAGAUCGAGGAGUUGUCGACUGCACAGCCAAUUACGAUUUUGCUUACUCCAAGGAAACACAAAUGAAGAUUGUGAUCGCGAAACUAGCCCGAAUGGAUCAUUCGUGGGUCUUUGGCGCCUCAAUUGCAUCACCUGUAUCUAGAGGAGGCAUCCGAUGGGAGACAUGUACAUUACCAUACGGAUGGAGAAAUAUUUUUACCUCACAUUCUAUCGAGAAAAAAGACUACCUUUACGCACUUUUCGCGCUUUUCGCGCUGCCACUAUCGAUACUGGUCGCAGUAGUUUGCAAACGGAACAAAUGCCGAAAUCGUUGUGCAGCGUAUGACUUUGACCUCCCCACUGUUGAUAGUGAAGAUGUCAAUUCAAGUGCAUUUCGCACGUCUUCAACACAUAAGCCUAGCGAAGAUACAACUGCUGAACAGUGGGAAAAUAUGAACGAGGAAAUGAGAAACUCUGAAUAUAGUCGCCUACAUCCUGCAGACAAUGCCAUGCCGGGAGACAAUGGAAUGACAUCAGACCAAGAGAUGUCCUCCUUUGGCUUCAACAACCAAUCAAGUUACUGGGAAUCUGAGAAUAUACCUGAGGAUACGAUUCAGGCUACUGCUGCAAAUGAAACUGCCGGUAGUCAAAAUGUACCUCACUAUACAUUAACUGACAUUGAUCUGGGAGAACCUUACAAUGGAGUCGACAGUUCUGAUUCAAACAGAAGAGACGAUUCAGUAACAAGUCAGCAUAGCAACGAACAGGAAACCGAGAGGCGGGGAACUGGAAACGAGGAAAUAAAGAAUUCAGAAUAUAGUCGUCUUCAUCCGGCCGACAACACCGUCUCCGAUGGCAGCAUGGCGGUGUCUGAUAGAGAGUUGUGUCCCUUCGUAGAAAGUACUACCAGUCCGCGUAGGAAAGACAAUAACAUUGACGCAGACACAACGGACGAAAAUGAGGUCAGUAAUGAUCAGGGAGAGAAAAACAGAUCAUGCCAAAAAUACGACCUCGUGCCAGAAAUGAGGAAGAAUAAAGACAGUCUGUCGAACUAUGUAUAUAUUCCUGGAGACUCGCGUCGGACUUCUGGUCACAGAGAGAACGAACCAUACAGACGUAGCAGCACGACUGACGUCUUUGUAUUGCCAGACCUCAAAAAUGAUUAUGGUAGUUCGCACACAACCCAUCCGACUAUUGAGCCAAGUGAUGAUGAUGCGGGCUUUCCUCCAGGAGACCGGAGCGUGUUGGCAGAUGAUAUAAGCUACUUUGAGAACAUAUUAAAAGACAUGGAGGACGUAGAGUUACAGAUAUCAUUACGAAAAGAUGACAAAUAUACAAUUGAAGACAAAGAUAUCAACCACUUAGAUAUAACCGUUCGAAAUCUCUCUGGAUGGAAUAAUUGUACGCAGAACAGUCCUGAACAAGAAAAUCGAACAAAGAAUUUGUCGAACUAUGUACAUACACUUCCUGGGGACACACAUAGGGCAGCUGCUGGUCCGACUUCACAUAAAGGCAAAUUAGUACGGCACCGCAUUGCAGCCUCUGAUGAUAAGUUCUUAGGAGAUAAAACAGGAGAUAAUGCUCUGCAUUCACAACGAGUGCCAUGUAUACUGAACUGCGAUGCUGCUGUGAACCUCCAGGAAACAGGAACCGAGGGAUCUAAGGAGAGAGAAGAUAAUGAAUACUGCUCUUUUCAAAGAGAUAAUGCCAUAAACGGGCCCAGGAGUAUGGUGUCUGACCAACAGUUAUGUCCACCCAAAGGAGGGAAUACCCGAGCAGGGGAGGUUGCAUGUCGGAAAUAUGACGAAAAUGAAAUCGACGAUACCGACGAAUAUCCUUGCAAUGAAUUAAUGAAUAAUCCAUCUGGAUGGAAUUCCUACAAGAAACAUGAUUUGCAUCGGAAAAUAGAAGAUGAAAAUCACUGUUUGCCUAACUAUGUGAGUUUUCCCGGGGAUACGCAUCGGAGUGUUACAAGUACUGCUAGUGUAAAUAGCGACUAUUAUUUCACAUGUGGUACAGGAUCGCGGAACAAUAUACAGGAACAUGUGGCAUAUUCUGAGCAUUUCGUGUCGGAAAAAGAGUAGUGAAAUUAAA